AUGGAGACUCCUAUGGUGCUUGUUUGGCCAUCAGAUGCAACUAAAGACAAAUUAUUUCAUUACUUUAGAUAUUUUACAAAAUUUGGGACUGAUUUUGACCAUGGUGUAUGGCCAGCUUUAUUAUUAAAUGAGGGUGGACCAACUAUGUUACAGUUUUCCUUCUCAGUUCUGGACAGAUUUAUCCACGAUGUUCAAAAACCGGUUGCACACCCGACUGCUGGCGAUGCUAAAAGGGCGUCUUCUGCUAUCGACGACAUCAUAAAUAAUGUUCCACUCAUCGAUGAAUUAAAUGUGAAAGGCUUACGAGAUCUUAUCAAACUUGCAGAAAAGGGAAAGUUCACAGACAUGAAAAACAAAGCCAGUGAAGCUAUUUCUGAUUACCAGAUAAUUGAAUCAUUCUAUAAGAAAAAGGUUCUACCAACAUCGGAAAGUAAAGAUUCAAAUGAUAAGGAAAAGCAACCGAAGUUGAAAGAGGUUACGUAUUCAUUACUGAACCCCUCUUACAAGCUUAUGGAUAAUUAUACAGCAGAUGAUAGACCGCAUGGUCAAGAUUUGGUCAACAGCAGACUUCUGCAUCAACACAACACUACAGAAAUAACCGAAAGAAGAGGUCAAGAAGCCAGUUAUUCAAUCCAUAAUCAGAAUCCAAUGAUAACUGACAUAUCUGAUACCAACAGACCUACAAAGGUAGCGGAACAAUUCUCUGCACUGUACGACAACGAGUGGACAGACGCUUUUGAUGCAAUUGCCAGGCUUGAAGGACAGAAGCAAAAUAUAGAAAGAGAAAUCAUUGUUUAUCUAGAUGAUGUUCUAAGGAAUAUUUACGUAUAUACAGUAAAACGAGUUCCAGCUCUGGUAGACAAUAUCGCACUACAAUUGGAACAGACGAUGUUAGAUCCAGUAAGCAGUACAAAAGAAAAAGUUACAAAUCCGAGUGUGAUACACAAUAGCAAGUUUCAGCGGUAUGCUAAAACUUGUGUCAAAGAGACAGCGAAAUUAAGCAUCCAGGCUCUGAUUCAGGAUUUCAAAACGACUGAACUACGUCCGAGCCUUCAAAAAUAUCAAGACAAUUUUAAUGUGAAUAAAUAUAUGGACAAGUGUAUAGAAAUAUGCUGGUUUAUGAAUGUUCUCGAUCCCCCAAUGGUACUGAAAUGGCCCAUGGAACACCAAAAGGCAGAAGAUCUAGCUGAAAAUUUUAGACAUUAUACAAAAUCUGGAAUACAGUUAGACUUUGCAGUGUGGUCUGCACUUUUGUUUUAUGACCAAGGUCCUUUAGUUGUGAAAGGAGUGAUGCAAAUGAAGUGACGUGUUGCAAGU
Molecule: messenger RNA, 1317 nt
Organism: Mytilus trossulus (common blue mussel)
Lineage: Eukaryota; Metazoa; Mollusca; Bivalvia; Mytilida; Mytilidae
Exons: 9
Coding region: 1-1305 (434 amino acids)
Source: RefSeq, a predicted model, not a curated record